Molecule: messenger RNA, 612 nt
Organism: Cyprinodon variegatus (sheepshead minnow)
Lineage: Eukaryota; Metazoa; Chordata; Actinopteri; Cyprinodontiformes; Cyprinodontidae
Product: cytochrome c oxidase assembly factor 5
Exons: 3
Coding region: 127-354 (75 amino acids)
Biological process (GO): mitochondrial respiratory chain complex IV assembly
Cellular component (GO): mitochondrion
Source: RefSeq, a predicted model, not a curated record
CCUUUCGCAAUCAUGGCGACUGACAGAGCUUCAUAACAGUUACAUAUCACAGCUUUUUAUGCGUGAAUUACUGCAGCCCUCAGUUUGACAUUCGCUUGUUUUGUUGUUAAAAGUGAACUCUGAACAAUGCCUAAAUAUUACGAGGAUAAAGAGGAGGACAGCAGAGCCUGCGCGGGCAUUAGAGAGGACUUCAAGGCUUGUCUCCUUCAGCAUGACUGUGUGGUAAAGGAGGGAAAGAUGCCCAGCGAGUGUCUGAAGGAAGGCCAUUGCAAAGCCCUGCAGACAUCAUUCUUUGAGUGCAAGAGGUCCAUGCUUGACACAAGGUCACGAUUCAGAGGGAGGAAAGGAUACUGAUACCAACGUUAACGUCUGACAUGGCUGAUCGAAAAGCUGUAAAUAUUUAUAUUGAUCACAAUCAAUAGUUCUUCAGCGUGUGUGAACCUGCAUCUUUAGUUUUAUCAAUACCUCACCUGAAGCACAGGUGAGGAAGAGCAGCAGCAAGCUACGGGAUAUGAAGAACCUACAGAGGAUUACACCAUUAAUCUUUAAAAUAUGGGGGAGCAGAAUAAGACCAGAGCUCAUAUUGGUUGGAGCAUCCAGUAUGUGAGAACA